GGGUGUGCGGCGGGCGGGCGGCCGGGGGCUGCACUUUGCUUCGGGACAGCGGCCGGUGAGCCCCCAGCCCAGCCGGGCCGCUCCUCCGCCGCAGGGACAAGCCCCCCGUCCCCCCGAGCGAGGGGCGCAGCGCUGCCCGGCCAUGAUGCUGCCCGCGGCCGGUCCCAGCGCCGCGCAGACCUGCGGGGCCGUGCUGGUGUCCGCCGUGCUCCUGCAGUCCGUCUGCGUGGCCAUCACCUUCCUCUACUUCACCAACGAGCUCAAACAGCUCCGGGACACGUACUCCAAGAGCGGCAUUGCUUGUCUCACCAGUGAGGAAAUGGGAGAUUUCAUCCAAAACUUGGAUCUAACUGAAAGUGAAGACAGAGUGGCUGAUCCCUGCUGGCAAGUAAAGUGGCACCUGGGAAAGUUAAUUAAAAAGAUGAUGUCAAGAAGCUAUGAGGAAAACAUAUCUGCAGUCAACGCUGAAGGAGCCCUGAUGCUGCCGACGGACAGGCAGCCCCCACGCAGCCCCAGCAACAGGAUCGCGGCGCAUCUGACGGGCAACAGCAAUAGGAAGAAUUCCCUGUCCCCGUCCCCACGCAUAGAUUCCUCACCCAGAAGAGGGAACGGACAAAAACUAAACAACUGGGAGUCCUCCAGGAAAGGCCACUCUUUCCUUCACAACGUGGAGCUGAGAAACGGCGAGUUAGUGAUACCCCAGAUGGGCUUGUAUUACAUCUACGCACAAACUUACUUUCGUUUCCGUGAAAAUGAGAAUGAGGAUUCAGAUUUGUUGGCCCAGAUCAGGAACCCCAAACAGCUUGUCCAAUAUGUUUACAAACUGACUAACUACCCAGAGCCCAUUUUGCUUAUGAAAAGCGCAAGAACAAGCUGCUGGUCUAAAAAGGCAGAAUAUGGACUUUAUUCCAUCUACCAAGGUGGCGUGUUUCAGCUGAAAAGAGAGGACAGGAUUUUUGUCUCUGUCAGUAAUGGUGACAUAGUUGACAUGGACAAGGAAGCAAGUUUUUUUGGAGCCUUUAUGAUCAGUUAAAAGGUGAAAACGGUGCUCCAAAAGGAGCCAGUUUUCCUAGUCAGGACCGGCUUAAAAUUCUGUAAAAUAGGGGAUAAUAAGCAAACACUGUAGCAAUACCGACAAUACCAAAGUCCCCUUUCUCAGCUCACUCAGCGCCAGGUCCGACCAUGCCAGACACCCUCCCAGCAGCUGGGAAGGAGCAGCAGCAGCUGGCUGCAGCUAUGCUGGCGAUGCUCUGUGCGGGCACGGGCACCACGGCUCGCCGCCCCGCCAGGCCGGGGAUGUGUGAGGAUUUCGCACACCACAGAUGAUACCUUCAUCCAGAACCCCAGGCAGGUAAGCGCUCGCCACCACCUCCGCAGAGAUGCUCCCUAGCUGGCUCAGCCGUGGCAGGUGGGAUGGAGGAUGCUCCAUCACGUUUUAUUCGUGGUCUCCAUUGGGAUCCUGUCUGCAAGUACUGCUUCCCAGAUGCCCAUGGAAUUCCUCUGGAAGUUUUUGUUUGAACCUGAGUUUUAGAAAAGUUAAAAGGCCAUCAGAAACUCAAACUGCACAUCUUCACCUCACCUAACAAAGCACUUAAGCGCCUAAUUAAUUUUAAGCACACAAAGAGUGUGUCUAAGCCAGGGUAUUUACGUGCUUGAAACUAAAUAUGUGCUUAAGCGUUUUUCAGGAUCAUGGCUUGAGUAAACACAUUAGUCUGUCUUAAUCAGGAUAUUGUACAUAAAAACAACUGCUGAAAUGGCACAGAAGAGGUUUUGAAAUCAAUUACUAUUUUGAUCAGUGCAUUAUGAUAGCGCCUAUUUACUUCAUUGCUGUACUGCAAAGAUUUCACCCCGCUUCCAACAGGUUCAGUAAUGCUGUAAAACUGUUGACAGCAGUUGAUCCAGAAAAAAAGGUGUUUUUCUGUAAAUACUGAAUUCCAUUGAGACAUUUGCCACAAAUUAAGCAUGACAUGGUUCUUCCAUGUUUAUUUGUACUGGCCUGUAUUUGGUAGGAUGUAAUGUGAAAUAACACCCCAAUGACUAAUAUCUUAAGGAGAACAGACACAACUAUCUGUACUUGAUCGAGAGCUGCAUAUUUAGGUAAUGCUGUUUUGAUUUUACUUUAUUUUUAGAAAUGGGUGGGAAAUUCUCAUAGUUUUGUGUAAACCAUAUUUUUUUUAAAAAAAACUGGCCACUAUAUUUUCUAACUCUUACAUUAAAAAAAUAUAAUAAAGGAAAACGAAAGAUUUGCAAGUGUAAGCUAGACACAGCAAAAGUCAGGCAGCAUAAAUCAGUACAUCUGCAGCCCUGUCAGUGGAGCGAUGCCAGUUUGCACCACAAACGCAUUUUGCCCAGGUUCAGAGAAAAUAGCGGGGAAAAGAAGGUGAAAGUGGAAAAAAAUUGGAGGGAAAGGAAGACGGUUAUUCUGCACAUGUUACUGUAUGUCAACAGAAUGAUGUCAGGGGAAAGUCUGGUUGUCUCCUUUUUUUUUUCUUUUUCUUUUUUUAAUACACUAAUGUUGCUGUGGGAACCCUCACAUUCAUCUCCCCAUUCUGGUAAUUAAAUCACCCUACAGCCCUUGCAUACGGGCCUCGUGAGUAAAUGGGCAUCGUUCAUCUUACUACUUUGUCAACAAGAGGAAAUGAAUAGGCAUAAGCCCCUGCAUUUAUUUGCCAUUCCGAAAAGCAGGUACAUUGGUGCCCUUAAAUACCUGUGUUUGAGCAGCCAGAGAAGAAUUUCAGGAAUACCCUCCAUUUCACAAGUUAGGGCAAAGAAACACACUGCCGUAAGCCUAAACCGAUGAGUUUUAACUUUUGCCUGCUGUUUUAAUGUAGCGUCACACAUACUGUUUUCAGUGGCAAACACAUGAAAUUCUCCAUCGUUUACUGGAACACUUUGGUUUGCCCCAUUCUCAAAUCACCUGUUUCAACAGAGAUCAGAAAAAUGUUUCUACAGUUCUCUUUUUGAUUUCAGUAUUGUAUUCAGAAAUUUUCUGCCUGCCAGAAAAUGCUGGGGAGAACAAAACCAUUCCCUACAUAUCUGGGUGUUUGCUACAUUGGAGAAAUGACUUUUGUAGGUUCACUUUGCAAACGGACCGGGCUUUUCCAUCUCGGCACAGGAUUGACCCAUGUUAGCAGGUUUGAGGUUAUUUUCACAAUUUAUUAUAUUUAAAAGUUAAUUAUUAAAUUUUUUUAAGAAAUGUUAUUUUAGGAGCUUAUUUGAAAGAAAAGUUAUUUGAACUGUGAAAAAUUAUUUUGGAUGUACUGGUGACAGCUUAGAGUCAGAAACUCUCUCUGGCUAAGAACCGAUUUGUGUAAGAGCCCUAGUGGCUGCUAGAAAGGACUGGAAGGAAACCGUGGGGGACUCCACAAACUUUCAGCUGAUGCUGAGAGAAACUAUUACACACCGAUUUUUUUGCUGCAUGUUCUCCCCUCGGCUCUCAUUAUGUAACACUGUGCCCACUGUCACUUGGGGAAUGCUCCCUGGCAUUGCCUGCCUUUUGUAUCUAAAUGUACAUGUUCUUGUUCUCUGCAUGCAGAGCAUAUCGCAACAGGGAUCACACCAAAUAAUCCUAUUUUAUUCCUGAGUAAUCCAAAGGCAUGCUUGCCGAUGUUACUUUGGGGGGAGAUUAUCAAGGAACAUCAGAUGGGACGCAUUUGAAGAUGAAUGGAAAGACAGAAACUUCUGUUUGUACAUUUGCACGCUGAAUCAUACUUUUCAUCUCACUUUACCUUGAAUGGCGAAUGUAGCAAAUUUUUAUUUGUGGUUAUAGGUUGUGGUAACAUGUAAAUAGUGUAAUUUUUCUACAUGCAUUUUAUAUAAAACAUUUUUAGUAAAUA
Falco peregrinus (peregrine falcon) is the source of this 3836-nucleotide messenger RNA. It is a transcript of the gene TNFSF10, whose product is annotated as TNF superfamily member 10. Gene Ontology annotation, biological process: immune response. The record is from RefSeq and is a predicted model, not a curated record. Bases 143 to 1033 code for a protein of 296 amino acids. Lineage: Eukaryota; Metazoa; Chordata; Aves; Falconiformes; Falconidae. Gene Ontology annotation, cellular component: membrane. The transcript has 5 exons. Gene Ontology annotation, molecular function: CD40 receptor binding; tumor necrosis factor receptor binding.